Monoraphidium neglectum is the source of this 870-nucleotide messenger RNA. RefSeq lists its product as hypothetical. NCBI's taxonomy places the organism in Eukaryota, Viridiplantae, Chlorophyta, Chlorophyceae, Sphaeropleales, Selenastraceae. The record is from RefSeq and is a predicted model, not a curated record. The transcript has 2 exons. Bases 1 to 870 code for a protein of 289 amino acids.
AUGGUGGAUAUCGCAUCGACACUAUCGAUGAUAUUCUUUGCGUGCGUCGAGGCCGGCCCGCUGCGCGACGCGCUGCUGCCGCAUACAGCGGACCCUGCGCUUGAUGCCGCAGCGGCGCUGCUCGACCUGCUGCUGGCCUCCCUGCUGCGCGCCGUCGCCACGGUUGGCUGCGCGCCCCGCGGCGCGGGGCUCGGCGCAGCGAUAGCGGCGCACGUGGUCUCGGGCGGUUGGCUGGUGGCAAAGGCGGCGGUCACGCUGACGCUGGCUAUGUCCCCCGGCCGGAAGCUGCCCAGCGGGCAGCUGGUCGCGGGCGACGUCACCCUGCGCGUGCCAGGCCUGCUGGCCACAGAGGCGCUGGGCGUCCUCUUUUCUGGGCUGCUACUCGCCCAGGCCGUCGCCUUCCGCCGCGUGCUGCAGCAGCGGGCGCCCCGCGACGCCCUGUCCUCGCUGCGCCCGCUGCUCCCGGAUGCACGCGAGUGGCUGGAGCGCCGCCAGUCGCUGACGCGCGAGUGGGUCGAGGCCGGGGCCCCGCCUGAGCCCCCUCCCCCUAGGGGCGCUUGGCGCAAGGCAACCACCCGCGUCGUCGCGGCGCCGUCGGCGGUCGCUGCGGCCGUCGUUACGGCCGUCUCGCCGCCCGCGGCAGCGGCGCCGGCCGCACGAGCAGGGGCUGCGGCGGCGCCGCCGGCGGCGGAGCUCGCGCUGCCGCUGCUGGCGGGGCCGCCAUGGGGCAGCGACGACGAGGAGGGUUCAGAGGGGAUGCAGAGUGCGGCGUCCCACGCGGCAGCCAGCAGCUCAAGAGCCAAUAGCUUCUGCACUGCGCUGUCGGAGCCAAUCGAGCGGUCGUCGUCUGACCUUGACAGAGCAGUGUAG